UUCAUUGAGCUCAUUUUGACGUUGAGAACCAAACCGAUAACGAACCUCCUCGCUUCUCACGAUGACCUCUACUCUCGUGGAUCUACGGACUAAAGCUUUAAUCAGUAAUACAUUGUCAACUUCACUGAAAACGCUGAAUUUACGUUCAAACUCGUGAACGAUAUUGGUUUAUAUCUUUUGAUCAAAGCUGAUAAUCCUUUUCUAUAAUCCUGAAAGAACACGUGAAUUUUGAUACAUUGCAUACAUAUUAUACUAUUACUUAUACAACUCGCAUACAUAUACGUAUAUAUUAAAAUUGAUAGUACCUUGCUUUAUUUAUUGUACGAGAUAAAUAAAUUUAAUGCGAAGAAAUAUAUAAAUUCAAAUAGUACAGUCAUCUUGUUUUCCCUGUUUAACAAUUAUGCAUACAAACGAGAAGAUCGUUCAUGUAUCAAUAUUCGAAAUCAUUAAAUUACAUUUUCUUUCUUUCUUGUGUGGCUUUUAUUUAAUAAUAAAAAGAUUUCCAAAGUGGAUUUGGGAUCCUAAGAAAUUUUUCAUGCUGCAACAACGAGAUAGGCCCCCUCCUUGUUUGGUGGACAAUAAUUUAGGAAUUCAUUCACAUGUAAAAAUCAAGGGUGUGAAGUUUCAUUAUGUAGAAGCUGGAGAUAAAGAUAAACCACUUAUAUUACUUCUACAUGGAUUUCCUGACUGUUGGUUGGCUUGGAGGGAACAAAUACCAUGUCUUUCUGUACAUUACAGGAUAGUAGCAAUAGAUUUAAAGGGAUUUGGAGAUAGUGACAAACCAGCAACUAAACGUUCUUAUAGAAUUGAAGUUUUAAUUGAGGAAUUAAAACAAUUUAUUUUAGCUCUUGGAGUAAAACAAUGUAGUAUAAUUGGUCAUGAUCUAGGUGGACUUUUAGGGUGGUAUAUGGUAGCCUUAUAUGGGGACAUGAUUCACAAGUUUGUUGUAAUUUCAUGCCCCCAUCCUAACUUUUAUUGGAAUAGAGUGACUGGGAAUUCUGUAUUUGAUUUAAAUAGAUUGCCAUUUCUUCCUGAAAUUGAUGCACUCAAAGAAGAUUUAUCCAUCAUAAAUGAUGCAUUUCAACAUCUUCAGCUUGGUGAAAUAAAUACUGACAAAAACUACGUAGAAGCAUACAAGUAUGCAUUUAGCAGAAAAGAGGAUUGGACAGGUGCUAUUAAUUACUUCAGAAAUCUUCCUUUCAUAAGACUUAAUACAGAUUCUUCUGAACAAAUUUGUACUAGAACCCUGCUUAUAGUUGGAAACAAAGAUCCACUUGUGUCAAUAGAAAACAUUAUACAAAGUUCUGAGUACAUUGAAAAAUUUAGUGUUAAAGUAAUUGCUGAAGCACAACAUUUUCCACAUCAACAAAAAUCAAACAUAGUAAAUACAGCAAUUUUAAAAUUCUUAAUGGGUACAGUAAGUAACACAGAGAAACCACCACCCAAGAGUAUUGUAUCUUCUUGGUUUGGAUCUCUAAGUAAUACUGUUAAAUAUGGCAAUCACAUGUUUGAUGCUGUUCAUAAAAAAACUAGUGGUGUGGUUAAUGUUUUACCUAGUAAAAUAUUAAUAUUCUUACCCAAGUAGAAAUCUUCAAAAUUUCAAUUUUUUGAAAAAUCUACUGCAAGGCUUUUGUGACCCUAGACGAAAAAAAAGCAUUUUCUACCAAAUAUAUAAUAUUGCAUAGUUUAUAAUUAUGGAUAUUAAGUGAUAAUAUGAUGCAUAAACAUAAACAAAGGCUGACUUAUUUUUGUUAUAUUACUUUUAUCAACAUUUAUAUGUAUAUUG
Molecule: messenger RNA, 1786 nt
Organism: Osmia lignaria (orchard mason bee)
Lineage: Eukaryota; Metazoa; Arthropoda; Insecta; Hymenoptera; Megachilidae
Product: epoxide hydrolase 4
Molecular function (GO): catalytic activity
Source: RefSeq, a predicted model, not a curated record